AUGAUGCGUGAACCGCUGGUGAGCGAAGAAGAAGCUACUGAAGUCUUACUGAGCAGCAGCGUCGCCGUCGAGAAGAAGGUUCUAGAAGAGGUGUGCAAGAGAGAGAAGCUACGAGCUGGAGAAGGAGACGAAGCGGAGGAAGAGAGACGCGACGAUUUGUUGUUAUUAGCUCUAACUCCGAUGGUGCGAUCGAAAUCUCAAGGAACCACGAGGCGCGUCACACCCACGCCUCCGGUGGACGUUGAGAAACCGUUACCAAACGGAGAUCUGUAUAUGGGAACGUUCUCCGGCGGGUUUCCGAACGGAUCCGGGAAGUAUUUGUGGAAGGAUGGGUGUAUGUACGAAGGGGAAUGGAAGCGUGGGAAGGCUUCGGGGAAAGGCAAGUUUUCAUGGCCGAGCGGUGCAACCUACGAAGGGGAAUUCAAGUCUGGGAGGAUGGAAGGAUUCGGGACCUUCAUCGGAGCCGACGGAGAUACUUACCGGGGCUCUUGGGUCGCUGACCGGAAACAGGGUCACGGCCAGAAGCGUUACGCGAACGGCGAUUUCUACGAGGGUACGUGGCGGCGCAAUCUCCAGGACGGACGUGGAAGAUACGUUUGGUUGAACGGGAAUCAGUACACUGGAGAAUGGCGUAACGGAGUGAUUUGUGGGAAAGGUGUGCUUGCUUGGCCCAAUGGGAAUCGAUACGAAGGACAAUGGGAGAACGGAGUUCCCAAAGGAGGUGGUGUUUUCACUUGGGCUGAUGGAAGCUCUUGGAUCGGUUCUUGGAACGAAAGCAGCAACCUCAUAAGAAGUUUCUUCGACGGGAUCGAGAAGAAUGAGUUGAUUGUGGCGACGAGGAAGAGAUCCUCUGUUGAUAGUGGAGCUGGAAGCUUGAGUGGGGAGAAGAUUUUCCCCAGAAUCUGUAUAUGGGAAUCAGAUGGCGAAGCUGGGGAUAUCACUUGUGACAUCGUUGAUAAUCUUGAUGCAUCGGUGAUUUACAGAGAUAGGAUUUCCGUUGAUCGAGAUGGGUUUCGUCAGUUUAGGAAGAAUCCUUGUUGUUUCAGCGGCGAGGCAAAGAAACCUGGAGAGACCAUAUCCAAGGGGCAUAAGAAAUACGAUCUGAUGCUCAACUUGCAACAUGGGAUCAGGUACUCUGUCGGCAAACAUGCGUCAGUUGUUCGAGAUCUCAAACAGAGCGACUUCGACCCGAGUGAAAAGUUCUGGACAAGGUUUCCUCCGGAGGGUUCUAAGACCACACCGCCGCAUCAGUCUGUGGAUUUCCGAUGGAAGGACUAUUGCCCUUUGGUGUUUAGACGCCUGAGGGAGCUUUUCACGGUGGAUCCUGCGGAUUACAUGUUAGCUAUAUGUGGAAACGAUGCUCUUCGAGAACUGUCUUCACCUGGAAAGAGUGGAAGUUUUUUUUACUUAACUCAAGAUGACAGAUUUAUGAUUAAGACAGUGAAGAAAUCAGAAGUCAAGGUCCUUCUACGAAUGCUUUCAAGUUACUACAAACAUGUCUGCCAGUAUGAGAAUUCACUUGUGACGAAGUUCUACGGCGUGCAUUGUAUCAAACCUGUUGGUGGCCAGAAGACUCGGUUUAUCGUAAUGGGGAACUUGUUCUGCUCCGAAUAUAGAAUCCAGAGACGGUUUGACCUGAAAGGGUCUUCCCAUGGACGUACCACCUCCAAACCUGAAGCGGAAAUUGAUGAGACCACUACUCUUAAGGACCUUGAUCUCAAUUUUUCUUUCCGUCUUCAGAGAAAUUGGUACCAAGAGCUUAUGACGCAAAUUAAACGCGAUUGUGAGUUCUUGGAAGCUGAGAGAAUAAUGGAUUAUAGCCUGUUGAUUGGAGUUCACUUCCGCGAUGACAACACAGGAGACAAGAUGGGGCUUUCUCCGUUCGUUUUGAGAUCUGGUAAGAUAGAGUCAUAUCAAAACGAGAAAUUCAUGCGCGGUUGUCGCUUUCUGGAGGCUGAACUUCAAGACAUGGACCGCAUUUUAGCUGGCAGGAAACCGUUGAUAAGACUAGGCACAAACAUGCCUGCAAGAGCAGAACGAAUGGCUAGAAGAAGCGACUUUGAUCAAUAUUCCUCGGGGGGAACAAACUAUUUAUCUCACGGAGAGGUUUACGAAGUGGUUCUAUAUUUUGGAAUCAUUGACAUUUUGCAAGAUUACGACAUUAGCAAGAAGAUUGAGCAUGCUUAUAAGUCUCUUCAAGCCGAUCCUGCUUCGAUCUCAGCCGUUGAUCCCAAACUAUACUCCAAGAGAUUUAGAGAUUUCAUUAGCAGAAUCUUCAUUGAAGACGGCUAAUAAGAGGUAUUUCAUCAUUGGAAAUGUUAAUCUAAAGUUCCUCUCUUUUACCUCAAAUUGAGAGGUCUAAAGACGCUGCGGCCGGCAUGAGGUCAAAAAAGGUAAUUUCCUUGCGUCUGAUAAAAGCUCGAAGAAGGGAAGAAGACGAUUUGAUUUCUUUCAUUUAUAUAUAUGAGAAGAGUUAGAGGUGAUCAAAACAAAUUUUGGGUGGGGAAUUUUUUUUUUGGAGGGUCAGAGAAGAUAUAUGUGAAUAUAGAUUUGUGAAGGAGAAAAAAAGUACAUAGGCUUUAAAAAAAAUUGGGUUUGAGAGAUUUGGAAAUGGGGAAUAAGACAAGUGUACAAGUUAUGAAAAGGAUGGGUGGUUUAUUUUAAUCCCAUUUGUCUUAGUUCUCCAUUAAA
This is a messenger RNA of Eutrema salsugineum, 2691 nucleotides long. Its product is annotated as phosphatidylinositol 4-phosphate 5-kinase 2. The transcript has 8 exons. Lineage: Eukaryota; Viridiplantae; Streptophyta; Magnoliopsida; Brassicales; Brassicaceae. The record is from RefSeq and is a predicted model, not a curated record. Gene Ontology annotation, molecular function: ATP binding; 1-phosphatidylinositol-4-phosphate 5-kinase activity. Gene Ontology annotation, biological process: phosphatidylinositol metabolic process. Bases 1 to 2292 code for a protein of 763 amino acids.